AUGAAGAUAAAAUCUAAAUCUUUUUCAGAAUGUUACGCUGACUUCUUCAGAGAAGACUUUGAUGUGAAAGCUUACACUUCCCAGUCUAUCCAUCAGGCUGUGAUAGCUGAGCAACUAGCAAAACUUGCUCAAGGCAUUAGUCAGUUGGAUAAAGAGCUUCAUUUACAAGUUGUUGCAAGACAUGAAGACCUGUUGGCCCAAGCAACUGGAAUUGAAUCCCUGGAAGGUGUCCUCCAAAUGAUGCAGACUAGAAUUGGUGCUCUACAGAGUACUGUUGAUAGAAUUAGAGUCAAAAUUGUUGACCCCUACAACAAAAUAGUGUCUCGCACAGCUCAGCUAGCAAAACUUCAAGCUGCCUGUGACUUGCUGCGGAGGAUAAUACGCAUCUUAUAUCUCAGUAAGAGACUUCAAGGACAACUGCAAGGAGGAAGCAGAGAGAUAACAAAAGCUGCCCAGAGUCUCAAUGAACUUGAUUACCUUUCUCAAGGGAUAGAUCUCUCUGGAAUAGAAGUAAUUGAAAAUGACCUGCUUUUUAUUGCAAGAGCUCGGCUUGAGGUGGAAAAUCAGGCUAAAAGGUUGCUUGAGCAAGGUGUGGAGACUCAGAAUCCUACUCAAGUGGGAACUGCUCUUCAGGUUUUCCAUAACCUUGGGACUUUGAAGGAUACCAUUGCUAAUGUGGUGGAUGGAUACUGCUCAGUCCUGGAGGAGAACAUAAAAAAUGCUUUGGAUAUCAAAGUAUUGACCCAACCAUCUCAAACUGUUACGAGAGGUGGCCCUGGUAGAGCUGCUAUGCCAACACCUGGGAACACAGCAGCUUUUCGAGCAGCCCUCUGGACAAACAUGGAGAAACUCAUGGAUCAGAUCUGUGCUGCUUGCGGGCAGGUGCAGCAUUUGCAGAAAGUAUUGACAAAGAAAAGAGAUCCUGUGUCACAUGUCUGCUUCAUAGAGGAAAUAGUUAAGGAUGGCCAGUCUGAUAUUUUGUACAAAUUUUGGACUGCAGUAACUCAGACACUUUCCUCUCAGUUUCAGUCAGCAACAGAGUCCUCUAUGUUUUUGAAACAAGCUUUUGAAGGAGAAUACCCUAAAUUACUGAGGCUUUAUAAUGACUUGUGGAAGCGCUUGCAACAGUAUAGUCAAAAUAUUCAGAGGAAUUUUAACACAAGUGGAACUACUGAUCUCUUUGCUGAACUACAACAAAUGGAAGAAGAUACACAGGACAUAUUCAUGCAAAAAACCCAAGAUUAUGAUCCAGAAAAGGCCUUGAAAGAUUCACUGCAACAAUAUGAAGCUGCUUAUCUGUCAAAAUCCUUAUCUCGACUCUUUGACCCCAUCAAUCUUGUCUUCCCUCCUGGAGGUCGUAAUCCUCCUUCUUCUGAUGAGCUUGACAGCAUCAUUAAAACUAUAGCCAGUGAGCUAAAUGUGGCUGCUGUUGAUCCAGACCUGAGUUUAGCUGUGGCAAAGAAUGUGGCGAAGACCAUUCAGCUCUAUGGUGUGAAGUCUGAGCAGCUUCUGUCUACUCAAGGAGAUGCCAGCCAGGUGAUUGGACCACUCACAGAGGGACAGAGGAGGAACGUGGCUGUAGUUAAUUCGCUAUACAAACUGCACCAAGCGGUUCUGAAGGUCAUUACCAAUCAGAGCUCAUUUCCAGCAGCCGCUGAGCAGACAGUCACAACUGCCUUAAAGGCAGUCCAUGAUCUAAUGGGUAGUGCUGUUCAACCAUUACUGAACUCUGUAGGAGACUCAGUAGAAGCUAUUAUCAUCACUAUGCACCAGGAAGAUUUUUCUGGAUCAUUAUCUAGCUCAGGAAAACCAGAUGUCCCUUGUUCUCUGUACAUGAAAGAACUUCAGGGUUUUAUAGCAAGAGUCAUGAGCGACUACUUCAGACAUUUUGAGUGUUUUGACUUUGUCUUUGAUAACACUGAAGCCAUGGCUCAAAGAGCAAUUGAACUUUUCAUUCGCCAUGCCAGUCUAAUAAGGCCCCUUGGUGAAGGUGGGAAGAUGCGGCUUGCAGCGGAUUUUGCACAGAUGGAGUUAGCAGUAGCACCACUGUGUCGGCGAGUCUCUGACCUAGGAAAAUCUUACAGGCAGCUGAGGUCAUUCAGACCGCUGCUGUUCCAGACCAGCGAGCACAUUGCCAGUAGCCCAGCUCUGGGAGAGGUUAUUCCAUACAGCAUUAUUCUUCAGUUCUUAUUUACAAGAGCACCACCAGAGUUAAAAUCACCCUUCCAGAGGGCUGAGUGGUCCAUUGCCCGCUACUCCCAGUGGCUUGAUGAUCAUCCAUCUGAAAAAGACAGGCUUGCUCUCAUACGCGGUGCACUGGAAGCUUACGUUCAAUCAGUACGAACGAGGGAGGGAAAGGAGUUUGCACCAGUCUAUCCCAUAAUGGUUCAGCUGCUGCAGAAAGCGAUGUCGACCCUCCAGUGACUGUAUCUGGACAACUCUCACAGUAGGGAACGGACGCUGACACAGUCACGGGCCUUUGGUGCCACAGACGUACUUACGGUUCACGUAAGUGAUCCCCUAACACUGCAGCUUUACGAUGAAAUGUGUUUUCCUGCUUCCUCUAUGAAGCUUCUGUCUUCUUGCUUUACGUUUGCAUUACGGGGAGUUAAUUAUACACAAAUAUUAUAAGGAAGUCGUACAAAUUUUAUGUGCUGUAAAUCUACAUCUAAUAAAAAUGAAUCAUUCUUUAGCAUUCCUUUUGAAUUUAGAAAGGUGUAAAAUUAGAACAUACUCCAAUUUUACAGUGUAAUUGCUGAAUCUCAAAUAAGGCAGUAGCUCUUUUCCUACAAGUGUCGUUUUGAACAGUUGGAUACAUUUUAGCCUUAUUCAGGAAAUUGUACUUUUGAAAUGCUAGAAUCAUCAGUUUCCAUCUAAAAAUCACUAAUUUUAACACAAGGAACAAUAUUUAUAAAUAACAUAAAUGUUUCUCUACUGCACUGCUAUUCACUUUGAAAUAAUUUAUAUUGAUUGCAACUCUCUUUGCUUAAACUGUAAUAAAGAACCUUGACCACCCAGUCCUGAAUUCAGUAUGUAAAAUUCUUCAGCAGCUUCCUAACAAGAGAACAUCAAAAUAUACUUCGCAUGGGUUCACGUAAAGACUUCCCCGCAGAACGUGCUCGUCUCUGCGGGGCUGACUUAAUGAUUAGUCAUCUUCAUUUUAUAAAAUACGCCACACCAAAUUUUAAUGAAUUUAUUUGAAAUAAUAUACAAGAAUAUAGUGUGCAAAAAUCUUAGGGGCAACAUCAUGUAGACAUGUGUCAUAAACUGAAAUUUACAGUUGUGAUUCUUAAAAAAAAAAAAAAAAAGAAACACACAGCUGUUUAGUACAUGAAAAGCCAUGAUUGUAAAAGUUCACAGCAGAAGCAGUUGUAAUCCUAACGCAGCUGCUCUAAUUUUAGACAGUUGGAGGAAAAAAAAAGUAAAGUGCAAGUGUUGCACGUAUAGUUAAGUGCAAAGUUUGCCCCCACCGUAAAGAUGUCUUAUGGCAAAAUAAAAUAUUGUAGAAUAUGUGGCAAAGACAAAACACAGAGAUAAAACUCGGAUGGUGACAAUAUCAACAGCACCAUUCUUGAGAUAACGCUAUUUAUUCGUUUCAUCCUGGCCUGGGCCGUUGUUUCCACUGGAACGAACAGCUCUCACUAUUGCCAGCUGGUGCAAAACAUCUCGCUUGUGGAUACAAGUUAUAUCGGUGGCAACCCAAGCAGCAGCUCCUGUGCUACCUUACACUACGCUCUCCACUUACUUACCACACGUUCCGGUAACUUGUUGGCAUCUGGGCAGGCUGGGAAGCUAGAGGCUGAGAAUACAUUUUGCCAUUUCAGAAAAUCCCAGGUUCCAGAAUCGUAACUAAUAAUAUGGUUGUGCAAUACAUAUUAAUCAGCAAUAAGAAUCAAUGUAUAUAAACAGCUGUUACAUAUUUCAAAAUUCCCCUUUUUGUACAUUUUCUUUUAAAAAUAAACAUUUAUACACGUCUCCUUCGCCUCUUUC
This is a messenger RNA of Nipponia nippon (crested ibis), 3990 nucleotides long. Lineage: Eukaryota; Metazoa; Chordata; Aves; Pelecaniformes; Threskiornithidae. The record is from RefSeq and is a predicted model, not a curated record.